Molecule: messenger RNA, 2104 nt
Organism: Cuscuta campestris
Lineage: Eukaryota; Viridiplantae; Streptophyta; Magnoliopsida; Solanales; Convolvulaceae
Source: the annotation of a GenBank genome assembly
GAGUACAUUGGCUUGCUUCAAUCCAAAGUAGAAAACAAAAAAAACACAAAGAAUGAAAAUCCAUAUUCUCAAAUUACUCAAAUUAAAGAAUAAAGACCAAAUCUUCAAGGUAGGAGUGCCAAUUACACAAAGAUUGGUUUUUAGCCAUGGUUUUACUCUCCCCAAUGACUUAAGCUUGACCAUUUAGCUUGUGGAAGAGGGAACAACAUCAUCACCCCAUUCCAGUGUAUUUCCCAAGAAAUUCACAAGACCAACUCAAAGAAAUCCAUGACUAAGACCAAGCCCAAGCCCAAGCAAUAGUAGUAUAGGUAGGCACAUAAACCAUCCUCAUAGUUAAGCACAUGACAUAUAUACAUUUGUGAGAUAACAUAAACAUAUCAUGACAUCCAAGAAUUCCAUCAUCCAAAGGCUAAUCCACAGCCCUUGGUAUCCAAUAAAUCAGCCUAGGUAGAAGGUUCCAUGGUCACCACCAGUAGAUCCCAAGCAGUAACAAAAUCCAGUAGCAAAAUCCAGUAGUAGGUGCAAUUUCAACCUGUACGCAGCACCUGUAUGCCAACUGUGAACAUCAGCACGUCCUCGAGGCAGUAGCUCAGUGGUAGCAGCAGGAGCACAGCAGCGCCAUCAUGCAACAGAUCCUCUGGUUAUUGCACAGCAACUCCAAGUUCUGCGCAGCAGCAGCUUCAAAACAAUUCCAAAGCAGCAAUUAAACCCAAAGCAGAAAGAGACCACCAUCUCCUUUAAGUUGGAAGACCAAAACCAGGGACCAAUGUAUGAAAGGAACGGGUAGUGGUAGACCAAACCACAGCAAACAGAAGUCACCUAGUGCAAGGAAUAAGUUGGUCUGCCAGCAACAUAUGUGUGCCAUCCCAUCCCUCAAGAAGACUGAGUUCAGUAAACAAACAGCACAAUGGAGUAUGCUAUUCGAAAAUGGCAGCACUGGAGAUCAUGAUUUGCCAACAGCAGCUUUGGGUGGCUCUCCAACGAAGUAGUCUAGCCAAACCCAGUGAUGCCACAGAAAACCAUUCCACGUAGCUGAUUGUGUCCUAUUUCUCUUAACAAUACCAUUACAGCUUCAUGAACAAACACUACAAGAAAUAUGUCCUUUAAUGAGAGUAAAAGCUGUAGUUAAAGAAAGAAAAACCUUCAUUAAAAAGUUUUAAUGAGAGGAAAUUUACUCCUAGAUUCAUAAGUUAUCAAAGAAGCCUACUUAGUUGUUUGUAUAAAUUUAAUUAUGGGGGCGAGGGAUUAGAGUUUAAGUCAAAAUAUCCCUGUGUCAGUAGUAUAUAUACUUACUGGAACAUCAUUACCAAUCAAAGACAAAGAAGCAGCAUCAACCUAUUCAGUUACACCGUCAUCCAAAGUUAUCACAAAUUUGCUAGUGGUCAAAACAGCCUUCUCGGUUUCAGGAGACACCAAACAAUCCUUAGUAUUAUCAGGAGGGACAUCCACAGAAGUUAUAUCCUUGGUUGGAGUAUAGGUUCAGAAGCUUCCUUGGACCGUACUGCAAAAGUUGCCUUGCUGGAAGGUGAGCCAUUUUAUUGAACGUGUGCCCCCUCCUAUAUAUGAAGGAUUGAACAAAAUACUCAUUAGAUGUAUCAUUUGACUAAUUCUAAUGAGAAGAAUUUAAAAAACUUCCCCUCGCUGCUUCUUAGCCACAAAUCAUCAUCAAAACUAAAACGAAAGGUUUCUCCCAAAAAGAGAAGAUAAACCACCAAAAUAAAUUGAAAAAGACAUGAGGCUACAACGUAGGCCCAAAGUAAAACCCCAAAUUAAAGUCCCUUCACGCAAAUUACAACUUACAAGUGAGCACUGAAGCUUUAGUUCCCAAAUUGAAUUCAGUAAUGAAACACUUUUCGAACACAAACAAAAAGGCAGUACAGUAGCAUAUGUGACAAACUUCGUCACACUCUGCAAAAGAAUAUGCAGAAUCUUGAUUCUGAUUUAUGAAGCUCAUGUUCUUUUUUCACUUUGGUUUGCAUACAAAUUCUCGAAUUCAAAUAGCCACAAAUAAGCACAAAAAAUAUAUAUAGUUAGAAUUGUCUACUUUUGAAUCAACAAAUAAAGGUAAUGCCUAUAGUAUAAAGAAGAAAAAAACUUAAACAUA